Messenger RNA from Homarus americanus (American lobster), 2434 nucleotides. RefSeq names its product beta-galactosidase-like. NCBI's taxonomy places the organism in Eukaryota, Metazoa, Arthropoda, Malacostraca, Decapoda, Nephropidae. The record is from RefSeq and is a predicted model, not a curated record. Gene Ontology annotation, molecular function: beta-galactosidase activity. Gene Ontology annotation, cellular component: vacuole. Gene Ontology annotation, biological process: carbohydrate metabolic process.
ACUGUACUCACCACGCACCGCCACCAGCCACUUAUCACCACACUUGCCUGACAUUCACACUAGUGUUGGCCUGGUUAGUGCAGUGUUAAGUAGUCCUGAUAUAGAUACACUUCGUUAUGUAAAUACGGUGACAGAGAAUGUAUGAUAAUAAUUCUAGUGACGGCUAAGAUCAAUACUGUAUUCUGGCAUCAGUUUGGAGUUUGGACAACACUAAUAAUACAUUAAGUAGUGUCAGUUUUAGAAAAUACACUACUGUUAAGUGGUGGAGAUAUAUGGUGAUUUGUGGUUGGUUAACAACUAAGACACACAACUACAUCGUCACACUAUGGAAGCGAAGAUACUAACAAAAGCCUCCCUCCUCUUCCUCUGUAUGACUUUAUUAGACGUUAUGCAAGGAUUAAAUGCAGACAAAGGAACAGCUCGAAGGUUUGAGAUCGACUACGAGAACAACAGAUUCCUAAAAGAUGGGUCGCCUUUCCGCUACGUGUCAGGUUCUAUCCACUACUUCCGUGCUCUCGCCUCUCAGUGGGCUGACCGACUCUGGAAGCUCCGUAUGGCGGGCUUCAAUGCGGUCCAGACGGUGGUGGAGUGGUCCAGCCAUGAGCCAGAACCCGGAGUGUACGACUUCUCGGAGAACCGCGACCUAGAGACCUUCAUCAGGACGGCCCAGCAGCACGACCUUCUGGUGAUCCUGCGUGUAGGACCUUUCAUCUGUGCCGAGAGGGACAUGGGCGGUUUACCUUACUGGCUGUUACGUCUCCAUCCAAACAUCCGACUUCGAACCUCAGAUCAAGCUUUCCUGAGACACGUCGACGCCUGGUUCGGUGAGAUCUUACUGCCCAAAAUCAAGCCUCUGCUGUAUGAGAAUGGCGGCCCGGUCAUCAUGGUGCAGGUGGAAAACGAGUACGGGUCCAGCGGCCCGUGUGACUUCAGGUAUACAGCGCAUCUUCGUGAGCUCCUCCGUCACCACCUGGGUCCUGACGUGGUGCUCUUCACUGUUGACUCCGCUGGCGUCAACAACCUCAAGUGUGGCAGGAUACCUGAAGUCUAUGCUACCGUCGACUUUGAUCUGAAAGCGGAUCCCGAGACAAUGUUUAGAGACCAGAGGCUCUUUGAACCCCGGGGUCCUUUGGUCAACUCUGAGUUCUACCCUGGAUGGCUCGACCACUGGGGAGAGCCUCACCACACUACUGACUCUCAGGUGUUGGCAAGAGGUUUGGACUCCAUCUUGGCUCUCAACGCGUCUGUCAACAUGUAUAUGUUUCACGGCGGCACUUCCUUUGGCUUUGCAUCAGGCUCAAACGUGGGGUCAAAAUUCCAAGCAUGUCCUACCUCUUAUGACUAUGAUGCCCCCGUGUCAGAGGUAGACCCCACAGCCAAGUACCACUCAUUGAGGGACGUUGUUGGCAAGUAUCUAGAGCUACCAUCAGGACCUCUUCCGAAGGCCUCCCCUAAGGCAUCCUACGUGUCAGCUCUACCAGGCCAGAGCCUCACCAUCAUUGUGGAGAGUCAGGGGCGUGUUGUAGGUCCUCGACUCAACGACUUUAAGGGUCUCACCAGGAACGUCAGCAUCAAUUACCACAAGCUGGAGGGGUGGACGAUGACUCCACUACCCCUUACUAACUUCACCCGCCUCCACCAUGCCCUCCAUCGCCUACACCAAACUCUGGCGCCCCGCCCUCUCUUGGGGACACGUCGCGGGGGGAUGACCUUCUACCAUGGCAACUUCAGCGUCCCUCAUGAUGACCAACACCCUCUUGAUACCUUCCUCCGCCUAGAUGGCUGGUCCAAGGGUAUGGCGUGGGUGAAUGACUUUUGCCUAGGUAGGUACUGGCCUGAGGUGGGUCCCCAGGUCACUCUCUACGUGCCCCAGGGGGUGUUGAGGCGGGGCACAAACACCCUAUUACUGCUGGAGCUGGAGGCCGCACCCUGCCUCACCCCACACACCUGCCACGUCACCCUCAUUAACACACCUGAGGUAGAUGGACCCUACCCCAAAUGAGGCCGCACCUUGCCUCCUUCCACACACCUACAGCAUAGCACCACCCUCGUCCACACACCUGCAGCAUAGUACCACUUUCGUCACAUACCUGCAGCACCACUCAUUUACAACACACCUGCAGCAUAGCACCACCCUCGUCCUCACACCUGCAGCAUAGCACCACCCUCGUCCACACAUCUGCAGCAUAGCACCACCCUCGUCCACACACCUGCAGUACCACACCCGUUUAUGCGACCCUCCUCUAUAAAUCAAGGCUCCAAAAUGCGUGACAUCAUCCCUUCGAGAUACCAGUUCUGUUUAUAUAUGUUUAACUCUAAACAUUUAUUUUUCGUAAUAUUAUAUCUUUUUAGUUGGAUCCUAAUUAUAUAGUGUUCUAACAUAUUCGGUAGUAAUGUAUCAGGGCAUUGCAAGAAUAAACACAUCUCACUGAAA